Molecule: messenger RNA, 2495 nt
Organism: Erinaceus europaeus (western European hedgehog)
Lineage: Eukaryota; Metazoa; Chordata; Mammalia; Eulipotyphla; Erinaceidae
Gene: ELF5
Product: E74 like ETS transcription factor 5
Exons: 7
Coding region: 379-1206 (275 amino acids)
Biological process (GO): cell differentiation; regulation of transcription by RNA polymerase II
Cellular component (GO): nucleus
Molecular function (GO): DNA-binding transcription factor activity, RNA polymerase II-specific; sequence-specific DNA binding
Source: RefSeq, a predicted model, not a curated record
GGUGCUGACAAGCUCUGUCUGACACAUUUCUCCUGGGCUCCUCUGAAUGCUGCACCUCACCUCCCCAGGAGGUCGGGGCCCGUUGGCAGCCCCCUGCCCUGUGCUCAGACGUUGGCAACAGCAGCCUUCAGUGAGCCAGUAGAUGUCUCUCUGUGGCUCCCCUCCAAAUCAGAACCUCACCUAACUCUCUGCUGACAACACCUGGGCACUGUGGAGGAGGGAGACCCACCUACCGGCUGCCAACCCAGGACCCUGCUGCGACUGGAAGGCUGCUCAGGGCUGGGACACCCUGAGGCGGUGUCACCUGCCUGGAGGCAGCCAUGCGGUAUCCUCCCUGAGGAGGAGCCUCCCCAACCAGGUCCUUCCCUGGGCAAGGUGAUGACAACAUCAGAGGACCUAGGCCCAGUCCAGCCUGGCGGGAGCAGCGAGCUGAGGGUGAUGUUGGACUCGGUGACACACAGCUCCUUCCUGCCCAAUGCAUCCUUCUGCGACCCCCUAAUGUCGUGGACGGAUCUGUUCAGCAAUGAGGAGUAUUACCCCACCUUUGAGCAUCAGACAGCCUGCGACCCCUACUGGACAUCUGUGCACCCUGAGUACUGGACUAAGCGCCACGUCUGGGAAUGGCUGCAGUUCUGCUGCGACCAGUACAAACUGGACGCCAACUGCAUCUCCUUCUGCCACUUCAACGUCAACGGCCUGCAGCUGUGUAGCAUGACACAGGAAGAAUUUAUCGAGGCUGCCGGCAUCUGCGGGGAGUACCUGUACUUCAUCCUCCAAAACAUCCGCUCCCAAGGUUACUCAUUUUUUAAUGAUGCUGAAGAGACCAAGGUUGCCAUCAAAGACUAUACUGGUUCCAGUUGCUUGAAAACAAGUGGCAUCAAAAGUCAAGACAGCCACAGUCAUAGUCGAACAAGUCUGCAAAGCUCACAUCUAUGGGAGUUUGUCCGAGACCUACUCCUGUCUCCUGAAGAAAACUGUGGCAUUCUAGAAUGGGAAGAUAGGGAACAAGGUAUUUUUCGGGUGGUUAAAUCAGAAGCCUUGGCAAAGAUGUGGGGACAAAGGAAGAAAAACGACAGAAUGACGUACGAAAAGUUGAGCAGAGCUCUAAGGUACUACUAUAAAACGGGAAUUCUGGAACGGGUAGACAGACGGCUAGUGUACAAAUUUGGAAAGAAUGCACACGGGUGGCAGGAAGAGAAGCUAUGACCUGUUCCCUCAUCAAACUCCUUCUAUGGUUUCAAACACCCAAUUGCAACAGACAUUUGAAAGUCUUUGUGUUUUAUUUUCACACCUGCAAACCUGCUGAUAAAAUUGCACCACAUUUCAUUCCAUAAUCUGGAUUCAGAGUUGUUGUCUACUUGGGGUGAUGGCAGUAACCCCUAAGAAAUCUUUUUCUAUUGCUUAUUCUUAACCUACAGGGAGGAGGUAAUCUUUUUUGUGUUACCUUGAUCAAACAUUAUUUCCUCAACUGAAAGUUGCAAAACCACAACGCCUUUGGUGCUGCUCAGAGAACAAAAAAGGACCCAAUUCUGCCACUUAGAGACCCAUCCAGUGCAUUCAUCCCACAGACUCAAAAGUAUUCAGAUGUGUAAAUGGAAGUUCACAAAAGGAAAACAAAAAGUGAUUAGUCUGUAGUUACUAUAGUAGGAAGGGUGAGAUGUGGGUAAGGCAAACAUACUGUAGAUUUUAAAUCAUGAAAGUCAAAUUUCAUAGAAAAGUUUCUUAAUUAAUGAAAGAGCUAGGUCAUCAAGCUGGGGCAUAAUUGGAUUUAGCAUAGGUUAGUAGUAAGUUUCUAAACCAGAACAUCUUUUUGGCCAUUUGGCAACACUCCCAUGAUCAUCCUUCUAGGCUAACGUGAUUAAAAUGGUAAGUCUUACUGAGUUAAGCCCCUCCCUCUCCUACUGACUGGGGGAGGGGGGCAAAUCGGGUAUGCAAAGAGUCAAUAGUUGCAUCGCUUUCCAAAGCACAGCCAUUUCUGUGAUUCCAGCUGUUAGUUCAUUCAAGUUCAUUCAUUGAUUUUUUUGUCUUAAGGCCAGGACUUUAGACCCUUACAGAACUGAAGUUGUCCUCUGCAAUGGCCAAUUCAAUUAUGAGCCUUUCUUAUCUUGUCUUCCUACCUAAUAAGUACACAAGUUCUAAAACACAUAUAUCCUUGACAAAAAUAGCAACAGUGAAUUUACGCCGCAGGUUCAAGUCUGCACUGACAUUUUUUUUCCACCAGUCAUUGGGAGGUCAACCAUUAAUGGCCUGGAUCCAGCUAGGUGAACCGCCCUAGGACUCUACUGGGCCAGAGCAGAGAGUUUCAGCUGCCCAGAUACUGGGUCAGUAGCACAGGUGGGGAACCACCAUGCUUAAAGUUUAACUUCAUAUGUAACUGGUUUAAAAAAAAAUGUGAAUUACUGUAAAAUAAUCUAUUUUUUUUUGGAUUAAUGUGUUUUCCACGUGGAUUUAGUUUGUGAAAAAUGUGAAUAAAAUAUUUAACAUGUUAAAGUCUA